CUAGAAUCGUAGGAAUAAGGGAGGUGUCGAAAGUCAAAGUUGUCAGUCCAUAAAAUGAAAGUUCAAGUGAAUUUUAAAUUGUUGGUGCUUUUUACGGUGUUUGUAGCAUCUAAUACUGCAGAUCCAACCCUCCGUCUGGUUAACUUGGUAUAUCGUCAUGGAGAUAGAUCUCCAGUGGGUAUAUUUCCUACAGAUAAAAACAAAGUUGACAAGUGGCCACAAGGAUUGGGAUGGUUAACUGAGAAAGGGAUGUUGAUGCACUACCAUUUUGGUCAAUGGUUAAGAAAAAGAUAUGAUGGUUUUCUGAAUAGUUCUUAUGUACACACAGAAAUAGAAGUUGCCAGUUCAAAUGAAGACAGAUGUUUGAUGAGUGCCUAUUGUAACCUAGCUGGUUUAUACCCUCCUCAUGGAGACCAAGUAUGGAAUCCAGACAUUACUAAGUGGCAGCCCAUACCAGUACAUACCAGACCAAAGAAAGAGGACAAUGUGAUAAAUAUGGGAGAGAAUUGUCCUCGAUAUGAUCAACUGUACCAGGAAACCAUGGAAACAAAAGAGAUAACUGAAGAGGAAGAGAGAAACAAAGAUUUUUACAAGUUUGUGGGACAGAUGUCAGGAACAACCCAGGAAAAUAUUUCUAACAUUUGGAAGAUUGCCGAUACACUGUUUUGUGAGAAAGCCCACAACCUCACAGUAUCAACUUGGGCUGAUCAGCAAUGGAAACAGGAAGGCAUGACUGUGUAUGAGAAAUUACGUUUCCUAGACAGCUGGCAAUUCAGACUUUUGUACAGUGGACAUGAAAAAAGUCGACUAAUGGGAGGUCCAAUUCUUGGUGAAUUUGUACAGCAGAUGGUUACUGCCUCUCAAAAUAAAACUAACACUAAAAUGUUUAUGUAUUCAGGGCAUGAUACAACUGUUGCUGCUUUACUCUCUGCUUUGAAUCUAUUUGCUAAUGGAACCAGUCCACCAUAUGCGGCAUCUGUUUUAGUAGAACUCCAUCAGUACUCUGCAGGGAAUUAUUAUGUUAAUGUUCUAUAUAAAAAUACCACUGAUACAGCAUAUCUUCUCACUGUGCCAGGGUGUACUGAAAAUUGUCCUUUAGAAGUUUUCCAGAAAAUAACCAAACCAUAUAUACCUGUGGACUGGAAAAAAGAAUGUGGACUCCAGUCUGAUGAUAACACAGUCUCAUUUACAACUUACCAGAUCACUACAGUAGUUUUAGCAGGAGUAAUCUUGAUCUUACUCAUUGUUCUUGUUGUGGUGUUUAUUCGGAUGAGGAAGAUACAGGUGUCAUACAGAAACUUUAGAUGACCGACAGCAGAAUAUGAAUAUGUACAGCUACAAUAUUAUGAUGAUUAUUCUGACUGAUUACAGUAUUACCGUACACCAGAUAUUUUUAUUAAAUAACUGUUACUUUUCACACCACAGCAAUAUGUUAUACAGUAAUCUGUCAUGUGAUUCUUCUAUGCUUGUGCACAGUUACCACACUAUCUGGUGUACGGAGAUAAACUUUGAAUGUCAUAAAUAUACAAUAUCAGUAUUACAGUAUCACAAUAAAUUUUGAAGCCACAAUUAUGAAAAUUUAUCACAUACAUAUAUUCCAAUACCUUUAUUUUCUCAGGAAUGAACCAUUAUACCCAACUCUCAAAUUGAAGGCUAUUUUGCAAUUACCUUGUCCGUCCAUCAAUCCUUACAUACACACAUUCGUCCACCAUAUAUAUUUCGUCACACUUUUCUAAGAAAAUACUGAACAGAAUGACUUCUUAUUUAAUCGCCAGCUUAACAGUGAUGAGUUGUAACGUGUGUGCUCUUUUCGAUCUGUCAGACACCUACUUUAUGCUGCUACUUAGAAUUAUGUGUGGGGGGUGCUUAACAUGAUAACCUUGCAUUCUUGUUGAAGCAACAAUGGUUUGUCACAAGGUUAAUCUAAUAAGAAGACCCUCUAUCUUAGGGCCACUCUGAGGUGUAAACCCCUCUUGUAAGCCAUCUUUAACUGUACAUUUAGGCAAAAUUUGUAAGUCAACCACUCACUGUACCAUUUGGUUUUAUUUCUUAUGCUAAAGUUGUGUCCACAGCAGAAGCUUGAAGUUAUACUGAGAAACUGAUUUUUAAGCCCACCAGCCUAUUAUGGUAUAAAACUUUUCCUGUCUGACAUAACCAUAGUACACAAUCACUGAAGUAUGCCUUAAACAAUUCACUUAGAAAAUUAAGUAAUUAUCAGGAAUGGUGAUCUGUAUAUGUUUGGUACUCUCUCUUUUCUUUUUUCUAGAUGGUGGUUUGAGGGUUUGAAUGUGUUUUGACAUUCAACAUUCACUCUAGUCACGUCACAGUUAUUUGACAUUAAUUAUAAAAAAAAAUUUACUUUAUCAAUAUUAUUCAUAUGCUUCACAAUGCUUUUUAUAUCUAUUUCAUUAUGGGGACAAUCUUUAACUAAGGAAAUAUCUUGAACUUUUUUUUGGCUUCCUUGCUUCAAAAUUAAAAUUAAAGAAAGAAACUAAAAUUAACUAAGAUAUCUUGGUUGAAAACUAGAAGUUAAAGGGAAAUAACUCAACUUUACUAGGUUUUCUUUGUUGAAACUAAAGCUAAAGGGAAAUUAUUAAAACUUUAUUAAGAUUUCUUGGUUGAAAAUUUUGUUAUAGUCAUCAGCUCUCCACAAGUGAUUUAUAAAAUAAAAUGUUGUUGUAUAUAUGUAAAAAUUAAAUUUAUUUUAUAAGUCUAUAUUUUUCUUCAGAGUUGCUCAAAAUUUGUCUCAUGUUUUUUGUAGAUAUGCAUUAUUUUUUUUAACAUUUUGUACAUAUAGAUAUAUAUAUAUAUAUGGUCAAAAUUAUGUCUGUCAUUCCAAAGAACAAAACUUUUAGUAUUAUAUGUAUGUGGUAAUGUAAUUUUACUGUAAAUUCACAAUUUAUGUACAUGUUUUAAGGAAAUACAACUAAUCAAAACUUUAAUGCAAGGUUUGAUUAUUGUCUUAUAAAAUAAGGAGAUGUGGUUUGAUUGCUAAAGAGACAAUCAUACACCUGAGACCAUGUAGAUGUAGAUGUAAGAAACUAUAGAUCACCAUAGAUCACCAUAUGGCAUUCAAUAUUGAGCAAGACCCAUAGCGCAUAGCAAUCUAUAAAAGGCCAAGACAUAACAACAUGUAAAACAAUUCAAAUGAGAAAACCAACACUUAAUGUACAAAACACCUAACUUAAUGUACAAAACACCUAAUAAAAAAAUAUGAUAUACAGUAACAAACGACAAAUAAGGAGAUGUGGUGUGAUUGCCACUAGAGACCAAAUGAGGUAAAAGUAAGCAACAAAAGGUCACAUUAUUGCCUUUAACAAUGAGCAAAACCCAUACUGAAGAGUAAGCUCUGAAAUUACAAAUGUAAAACAAUUCAAACAAGAAAACUAACGGCCUUAUUUAUGAACAGUAACGAAAAACAAAUACAGUAACAAACGACAACCACUGAAUUACAGGCUGCUGACUUGGGACAGGCAUAUACAGCAACAAACGACAACCACUGAAUUACAGGCUGCUGACUUGGGACAGGCAUAUACAGACAGCAAACAACGACAACCACUGAAUUACAGGCUGCUGACUUGGGACAGGCAUAUACAGACAGUAAACAACGACAACCACUGAAUUACAGGCUGCUGACUUGGGACAGGCAUAUACAGACAGCAAACAACGACAACCACUGAAUUACAGGCUGCUGACUUGGGACAGGCAUAUACAGACAGUAAACAACGACAACCACUGAAUUACAGGCUGCUGACUUGGGACAGGCAUAUACAGACAGCAAACAACGACAACCACUGAAUUACAGGCUGCUGACUUGGGACAGGCAUAUACAGACAGCAAACAACGACAACCACUGAAUUACAGGCUGCUGACUUGGGACAGGCAUAUACAGACAGCAAACAAUGACAACCACUGAAUUACAGGCUGCUGACUUGGGACAGGCAUAUACAGACAGCAAACAACGACAACCACUGAAUUACAGGCUGCUGACUUGGGACAGGCAUAUAAACAAUUUGGCAGGGUUAAACAUGUUUGUGGGCUCCCAACCCUCCCCCUAACUUGGGACAGUGGUGAUAUCUCACAAAAUAAGAACAAACUAUAAAAAUCAGUUGAAAAAGGCUUAACUCAUCAGAUCAAUACAAAGCACAAAAACAACUAUCAAAAACAUAAUAGACACAAAGUACAGAUCUGAGAGUAUUCACAGUUACUGAAAACAUAAUAGACACAAAGUACAGAUCUGAGAGUAUUCACAGUUACUGAAACAUAAUAGACACAAAGUACAGAUCUGAGAGUAUUCACAGUUACUGAAAACAUAAUAGACACAAAGUACAGAUCUGAGAGUAUUCACAGUUACUGAAACAUAAUAGACACAAAGUACAGAUCUGAGAGUAUUCACAGUUACUGAAACAUAAUAGACACAAAGUACAGAUCUGAGAGUAUUCACAGUUACUGAAAACAAAAUAGACACAAAGUACAGAUCUGAGAGUAUUCACAGUUACUGAAAACAAAAUGAAAACAACAUGUUAUAAAUUUCAUGCGUCCGAAACGCUUUUCUCGAUUUACCUUCAUCAGGAACGCUCAAAGCCGAAUAAUUGAAAGCCAAGGAUGUAUAAGAACUGAAACGAUUGAAGAGCUAUAUAACCAAAACGACCUAAAAAUAUAGCCAAAUCCAUCUAAGGUCAACUUUGCCUGAGAGAGUUAAAACCUUAGUUUUUUUAUAAUUUAAAAAUUUCUAAACAGACAAUUUUAGAAAGGUUGGUCAUAAAUCAUGACAAUACCGAAGUCAGUGGCGGAUCCAGAAAUUUUCAUAAGGAGGGGCCCACUGACUGCCUAAGAGGGGGCCCCGCUCCAGUCAUGCUUCAGUGAUUCCCUAUAUAAUCAACAAAAUUUUUUCCACAAAAGGGGGGCCCGGGCCCCAUGAAAAACCCUCUAAAUCCGCCUCUGGAAGUACUGACUACUGAGCUGAUGAUACUCUCCAGGACUGAUAGUCCACCAGCAGAGGUAUCGACCCACUGCUGUUAAAAAAAUGAAAACAACACGUUAUAAAUUUCAUGCGUCCGAAGCGCUUUUUGGGAAAGCAUUGUUCAAAGCCAUGAACACUUAAUAAAAGAAUCAUCUAUCGAAGACUAAAAUAUCAAUCAGUACACAUCCAACAUACAAUAGAUUUAAAGUAAUGAAGUCAUUCACAGUCACAGAAAAACAUGAGCUUGUGCGAUGCCAAAAUUUAGGUACAUAUGUGUAUAACAAUAAUAAUAAUUGGUUGAGUUUUAUUUUAUUGAUAUCAAAAUCAAUAUUUAUACUGAUAAAAACAAUAUUGAAAGAUCUAAUUAUAGUGUAGAAUUGGUAACCUUUUAGAAUAAGUUUACCCAGAUUGUAUCUACAUUUACCGGCUCGGUAAACAACAUCACCGUAAAAAUUGUUGAUUUUGUCUUAUUUUUCCCAUUAAUAAAGACAUAUAUUAUA
This is a messenger RNA of Mytilus californianus (California mussel), 5463 nucleotides long. RefSeq names its product prostatic acid phosphatase-like. Lineage: Eukaryota; Metazoa; Mollusca; Bivalvia; Mytilida; Mytilidae. The record is from RefSeq and is a predicted model, not a curated record. The transcript is spliced from 11 exons. Gene Ontology annotation, molecular function: phosphatase activity. Bases 55 to 1308 code for a protein of 417 amino acids. Gene Ontology annotation, biological process: dephosphorylation.